This is a messenger RNA of Diorhabda carinulata, 10023 nucleotides long. Its product is annotated as longitudinals lacking protein-like. The record is from RefSeq and is a predicted model, not a curated record. Bases 137 to 514 code for a protein of 125 amino acids. Gene Ontology annotation, molecular function: protein binding. NCBI's taxonomy places the organism in Eukaryota, Metazoa, Arthropoda, Insecta, Coleoptera, Chrysomelidae. Gene Ontology annotation, biological process: regulation of transcription by RNA polymerase II. The transcript has 3 exons. Gene Ontology annotation, cellular component: nucleus.
AGUGACAAGUGAAAACUUUUUGUUUAAGAGAAGGAAGUAUAGAGCUUGUGUAAUUUGUUUGACAUAUAAAUGCUGUUAUAAAUAUAAAAGAAAUCUAGUAUAAGAAUUUUCAUAGUUUAAUUAACAUAUCUUAGACAUGGCGGAUCAACAGCAGUUCUUUUUAAAAUGGAACGAUUUUCAAAGUAAUAUGGUCUCAUCCUUUAGACAUCUUCGAGAUGAGAAAAGCUUUACAGAUGUAACUUUAGCCUGUGAGGGUCAAACCUGUAAAGCCCAUAAAAUGGUGCUAUCCGCCUGUAGUCCUUAUUUUAAAAGUUUAUUAGAAGAAAAUCCUUCUAAGCAUCCAAUUAUAAUCCUGAAGGACGUAGCCUACAGUCAUCUUCAGGCUAUUCUUGAAUUUAUGUAUGCGGGUGAAGUAAACGUUAGCCAAGAACAAUUACCAGCUUUCUUAAAAACGGCAGAUCGGCUCAAAGUUAAAGGAUUAGCAGAAGCGCCACAAGCAAUUAAUAGAGAAUAAAUUGAAUUUCAUCUUAAUUAUGUUAAAGGCAGUUUUUCACAAAACUUCAAUGUAUAGAUAUCACAUAACUUUCCUGAUUUUUUUUAUAUACAAUUUCAAUUUUUUUAUCAAAAUCUUAACAGAACUUGAUUAAUUAGUAGAUUUAAAUAUUGUCCAUUGUUUUAUAAGUUUAACAUUUUCUUUUCCGAUAUCUUACAAAACCGUUUGUGAAUCACUGUUAAUUGUAAUUUUGGUGUUACAGUAUAAAUUAUUUGUUAUCGUUGACACUUUAUAUCAACAAAAGUGGGAAAAGUACAUAAGCUGAAUGGAGAUAGUACCUUGAAAUUAUUCAGAACAUUCAGCUUCUUGUGAGCGUAGAGUGAACAAUUUAAAUAAUGCUGCUGGUGAAAAUAUGUUGUUAAUUUGAACCAAUUUCAUUCAUACAACAAAAAAAGUUUUAUAUUUUUUUGCUGGUGUAUUUAAUUUCAAUGAUAUGAACGGCGAAUGUGAGUCUUUCCCCCCCAAAAAUCUAAUCUAUUUUCCAAUCUAUAGUUUAUUCAUCUGAGUAUCAAUUUUUUUUUCACUUGUUUUUAUAUCUUAGUGUUUUUCCUUUUAUUAACCCUCCGCCUGCAACGUGCUGUAGAAGUACAAUUCCUGCAACAUCGGUCUGAGAGAGCGAUAUCUAAAAAAGUCAAAUAAUAUAGUCAGUUGUUAUUUAGGUGCUCUAGCAAAGGAACCGGCUACAUUUUAGGCAUUUGUACCUGGUUUUUUUUAUUUUUCUUGGACUAACAUAGCAGACAUCGGCCAUACAUUUGAUUUUGGUUUGCAGGAACAUAUUUCCUGAAGGCGCAAUCGAAUUGUACGUCUAUUAGGACGGAAGUCUAUUAUUUGUAGAUCUUCGUGAAAUAUGAUCCUGAACAAGCUCAUAUCCUAACUGUUCUAAAAAUUUUCGGCGUCGAAUUGAUGUUUGGUUGUUGCUCUUGAAUACUAUUCAUGAAUUAAUACCUGCCACAUUCAAAAGUUCAUAAAAAAUAUGGGUGCACAGGCUUAUCUAGAAGAGGGACCACUUGAGGGAUUCGCCCUCAACUUUCCGCACCUGAUAUGUAUAACAAAUUUUUUUUUGUAUUAAUAGAAAUAAUAUUGCUGUCAUGGGGUGUAUAGUGAAUAAAAUUUUAUGAGCCACCGAAAUCCUCAACGUAUUUCUUCUUCACAAAUGACUGUUUUGACCCAAUUUUCCAAAAUUAUCUCAUUUUCUGCUGCUGCUAUAACAAUCUCUUAUUAUAUUUCUUCCCAUUUUUUAAGUGUUUAAAAGAGCCGAAAAAAGUAAACACUGAAAAUCUAAAUCUGUUGAUUCUAAUCUUCAAAUUUUUCACAUGUUUGACUUUUCAUCAAAGCUCUUUCCAACUAUGUCAUCAACAUUAAGUGUUUAUAUCAUUCUAGGUUAUCGAUUCAGCAUUUACAGGGUGUUUCUAAAUUCAUGAAACAAAAUUUAAAAUUUCCUCUGCCUGAGAUAUCACUCUUAAAAGGUGGUGAGUAAAAUUGAGUUUCUAUUUGAGUGAACCUAGAAACUUGGAAUUCUGUAGUUGGUGGUAAUUUUCAGCAUCUAUUAUGAAUCGUAUUACAUUUUACAUCUUUACUGUUUUCAUUCAAUUUAUUAAAAAAAUUUUUGGGGUAGUUUUAUUUUCUCUUUAGCUAUUGGUUUCAGGAAAAAACACGAAGACUACAAAAUAUAACGAUUUUAUUUCAUAAAACUGCAUCUUGAAAAAAGUUUUGGAGUAAAGGUUGCAAACGCAAUAUUGAAAAAAUACCUGUAGUUAGUACGUAAAUGACAGAUUUUUAAGUUUCUAUUACUACCGAAAAGUUUAUAAAAAAAUAAAUAAACUCAAUUUUAUUCACCACCUAUUUAAAGUGAUGAUAUCCUCGGAAAGGCUGAGGAAAUUUUAUUAUAGGAAAGGCCCAUCUUGAUUUCAUACGAGCAACCGCCUCCUGAAUUUAGAAACACCUAGUAUGUUUGCAAAAUGUUCAUUAAAAUUCUGUCUCAGGUCUCUAUUAAUUUGUACUUAGAAUGAACGGUGACUAGAUUGAUUUUAAGGGGUUUAUAAAAAAAGUUUAAAAUAAAAGAUAUAUUUUAAUAAGAAUUAUGAUGAAAGUGCUUCAAAAUUAACAAAGUAACCUCAGCAUUAGCACAAACUUGUCAAGUACUUCGUAUAACUGUGCUGUAGCUCUAAAAUUAUGAAAGUUAUUGUGAGACUAAGCAGAGUUUGAAUCAUUAUUUCUGGGUGUUUAAGUCUUGAGUUGAACUCAUAAAUACUUUUUUUUGUUUGUGUUUUUUUGUCCAUAAUUUGUAAUUAAGUAAGUAAAGAGAAACACGAGUGCAUAUAUUAUAUUUUGUUUUAGUGAACUUGAAAAAUGCAAUUUUAUAUUAAGUAUGUGAUUCUUGAAACACUUAUUUUAUAAACGAAAAUGGAAGACAAAUAUUCAAAUUCAGGCGUUUUACAAUCACUGGCUGGAUAAUAGGGUCCUUGCAUACUUUGUUUUUAUACCUUAACUACGUUUAGUAUGUUUGUCUUGAUAACACACUAUUUUUUAAUUUUUUUUAAUCGGUAUAUAAAUAGCUCCUCUAAUGUUACAGGCUUAAUUUGGUUGCCUACUCCCGAUAAUUUUGGUUUAGUCCAAUAACAGGCCACUUCAGUAGUUGCAGGUUCUUCACUAUGUCUGUGCACCCACAUAAUAAACGCAACGACAUGCUUGCAACCACCUAAAAAAAUUGAAAUUAGUAAAAUAAAGAUUUAUACAAUUAAUUUUCUCUUGUAUAUUUAAAGAUACUACACAAUCAUCACAUGCUGAUUAAACAAUGCUCUCAUGUUUCUCAUUAAUCUUGAGGGAAACAUUAUAAUCUUGGUUGAGUACUUUGGGCUCAGGACACAUUUUUCCAUUUACAAUACAGAAAGCACCUUCUCGUUUUAAUUGGACGUAUCCAAUUGCAACAUCCAAAUAGGUGCUUCGACCAGCACUGAAAGAUGAAAAUGUUUCAACAUCGAAAACUUUAAUCAAAAGAUAACCUUCAAAGCUAUCAUCUUUAUGGCCAUAUUUUAAUAAAGUCUAAUUAGUCGUACUUACGUAACUGCUUUUACUCCAUGUAUUUCAACCGAAGUAAAUAAUUGAUUAUUAGCAAAGAACGUAGCAAACAUGAAUGCAUCUACCUUGGGUAGAUUGUCCGAUCUUGCGUCGAUAAAUCCUAUUUCAGCCAUCAUUUCAAUUAGAAUAGCCUUACAAAAACACAAAUCGCACUAAACAACCAAUUACCUCCACUCACAACAACAAAAUGCGACAAGUGGUGGACAUGUUCCAGUAUUUACUUACUUUCUACGUCACAAUCACAGUAACCAAUAGAAACAUGUUUUCUGUCACGUGUUAUUAAUCAAAUUAUCAUAUAUAUAUAUAUAUAUAUAUAUAUAUAUAUAUAUAUAUAUAUAUAUAUAUAUAUAUGUAAUGUCUGAGUCGUUUGCUUCCCCACAACUGGGCAUUUUUCUCACCAGUUGAAGCAGGAGUCGUCUGGCGAGUUACCAAAUUCAAGGGAAGUCCGUAGCUUCCUCCAGACUUUCUAAUAGCCUGAUCAGUAACUGUAUUCCAAGCCUCAGCUGACCAGUAAGCUACAUGUUUCACUGUCACUUUCUUGAUUUUUUCAAUUAAAGGUAGUAUAGCAUCUCCUUUAAUAAUCUUUUAGCCCAAAUUCUGUUAUAUUCUGUUAUCUACAACAGGCCAAUAAAAAGUGGAUGUCUUACCAAUUCUCUUAUAAAACUUAACUUCUAGCUUUCAUCUCUAGCUUGAAAGACUUCUCAUCUCUUUAUAACUGUUGUCCUCACUCACAGGUUUCCCCUUUUUCCUACUUAUCGACAGAGCUACUACCCUCAGUCACAUUUUUAGCUUUCGUUAUUUUGGGUUUGUUUUCUAGUCUUUGACUUUCGAUUCCUGCGAGCUUAGCUGCGGCAUCUUCUGAAGUGAUCCUCCUACUUUUUAAGCGAAAUGGGCAGGACAUUCCCAGAGUAGAUGGUGUACUUGCUCGCAAAAUUUGUAGUUGUUCUCUGCCAUGCCCAUCGUCUUAAGGGGGUAUUUGAUGGAGUAGUGACCUGUCAGAAGGCCGUCCACUAGUUUCAUGUUAUUUCUGGUCAUCACAAGAAGUUCAGACUUCUUAGCUAAUAUAGUUAUGAAUAUUCUGGAUUCUCUGUAUUGUUUCUCCAGUAACAGCCCAUCUGAUUCCUUAGCCAUUCGUUCAGUUCGUUAUUGAUUAGGCAUCUCAUGAGGCUACAGUGGAGUUCUGGUCCAAAAUAUUGAGUCGUUGUUUUUUAGCAAGACUCUGCUUCCUUAUUUCCUGGUAUACCCGGGUGGCCUGGAAGCCACAUUAGGUUUAGUUUUUUGUUAGCUAGUUCUUUUAGAGUCUAUUUACACUUCCACACUAGUUUGGACGUGCAUUAAAUAGCUUUCAGGACCCACAAGGCGGCUUGGCUAUAUGAAAGAUUGUAGAUAUGCUUUUUAGAGAGGUUUCUAUCCAACCACUCCUGAAAACAUUUGUUUAUUGCUAACAACCCUAUCUGAAAAAUGGUGAGUGAUGUUUGUUGAAAUUUGUUAACAAACUUUCACUUUUGUAAGACAGUUGAUAAAACAUAAUAUCAACCUUAACCCAAAUCAAACAUUUUACAUUUUAUCUCUGCAGCUUGAAACUGCAGCAUAUCUUUUCAACGUCUUUAUUAACUAACAUUUUAAAUGCUUGUGGCCACCAUCGUUAAAAAAUAUUGCUCGGCGUAGUUUUCACUUGUCUAAUUCAUCAGCUCCAUAAUCUGAAUGUUUUGGUAGGUCCCUAACUCCUCGAUUCUUAUCCUGGCAGUGUUGCCCAUGAUCUCUUGUAUCUUUGGGACCAACUCUCGAUAGAUCUGCAGGGCUCUGACGUACUAAUGAUGUUUACUGAUUGCCAUUUUUAUGCUAAGCUUGGCGGCUCUUUUGAUUGUUCUUAGCAGUUUAUCCCCACACACAAACAUGAUAUAAUAUUGUGGUCGAGGUUAGAUUCAACAAUGUUAAGGUUAUGUCAGAAACAGUCAGUGUUAUCUAGGCCAAAAAUAUAAAUAGCAACCCACAGAAGAGAAUAAAAGUAGAUAUAAACUGGAAUUUAUAAAAUUGUUGAUAAUAUUUAAACUGUUUACUACCAUUACACUUCUUGACUCGUGAAAAGAUAACGAAGUUAUCAUCGUUAGAGACAAGUUAGUUGAUACAGUUACUCCCAGUCAGGAUAAUUUUUGAUUAUUGGUGUAAUGAUGUUGAACAGUGUCCUCAUAGUAAAAUGAAUCAUUAAAUAUUCAAUUUUUUUUUUUUGAAAAUUUAUAUACCUCGAUAUAAAAUAUGUUGUUUCCUGAAUCAUUUUAUCUUUCAUAUAAACUUAUAUGACUGUAAAAAAUAUAUAUUUAUAAUUGUAAGUAUAAUUUUUGUAAUUUUUAUAUCUUAUGCUGUUUUGUAAUUUUUCUAGAGAUGUAGGAUUAAUUCUCCACUUAUUUUGUAGUAAAUUCAAAAUUGAUGUGGGUUCAUAGAUGUUAUAAAUAAUUUUAACUCUGUAAUUAUUUCUUCCGGAUUUACCAUUACGUUACCACUUAAUAUAUUUCUUAUUUAAAUUGCAAUAGAAUAUAUUAAAAAAAUAUAUACUAGCUGUGCAUUUAUUUAAUCAUAUGUUAGUACUAUUUUCACAAUCAUUGUUGAAAUAUAUUUUUAUAAAUAUGCCGUGAUAAAGUAGAUAUUUGAAUCGGUUUUUUAAACGGGCGAAAGUCCAAGAAGGUAAACUUUCGGAAAACUGUUUAAAUCAAAAUAUUUAAAAAAAAAUUUAAAGUUGUAAAGAAAUUCAAAACAGGAUACAAAAUUUUACACUCGUAUCAUUAUGCAUAAUUUAGCUAAAUAGCUCUAAAAAUGUGAAACUAUCGCCUUCCCUUUAAAAAAAAAUCAAGUUUCAAGAAGAUUAAAAAAAACAUUAAAUUUCAAUCAAAAACUGUUUUUUUUUUAUUGUAAGACAAUGUUUACAAUUUACUAAAGAGAUAGUAAAAUUACUUAAAUGAGUUUAAAAUAGGAAAAAAAAUCAAAGAUGCAGAUAUGAGGUCAUAUUUCCACAUGAUUUAUGGGUCACCGUUGGUUUCUUCAACCUCGAAAUAACUAGUAAUCUCUUGAGACCUGUCAUCAGUCAGUUACAAAUUACUUCGAAAAAUCCACGAUGCUCGUCUGGAAUGUAGGCUCUCAGCUUUUUAAUAUUUUCAAUCUUUGCAGUUUUUAUUGGCACUCGACCUUGGUAAGCUUAACCGAAGGUGGGGGGAAAGUAUCUGCUUUUGUCUUAGCCAGUAAAAAAUUGUGAUGAAUAAUAUAAUACCAUUUAUUGUAGGGUAGGCUUCACAUCCUUUUAACUUAAAGGACAUAAAGAGAGUACCAAUCUGAAAGUACAUUCUAUUCUUCUUAUCUGUGUUUUUUCCUUUUAUUUCUUGUGAUAUACACAAUUUUUUUGUAAAACUUAUUUAGCCAUUUUUUGAAAUCUAAUACUAUAUCAGAUGAUGCAACCUCAUGAACAACGAACUUAUUAAACCGUUAUGAGUUUUGCAAAAUUACCGUUAAGUGGGGUUACUUUGCACAAAAUGUUUGUUUUUUCAAUAUCUAUAUGAAAAUUUGACACUUUGGCUACAUAGUUUUGUAAGUAGAUAGCAUAAAAAAAUAAGAACCAAAUUUUUUAAAAGAUUAUUCAGUUGGCAAGAUUACCUCGACUUUGGGGUUACUUUGCCGACUGGCAUUUUUGCACGUUUUUAAGCGUAUUUAAGUUAACAGUCUCGAAGGGUUACUUCGCCCUCCUUUAAUGUGUUUAAAAAAAUAUUUUAAUAAACAUAAUUCAUUAUUACAUUAAAAAUGUAUAUUUCUAAGAAAAUAAGGGAACAUUUACCUUUUCGCAAGUCAACAUCAACUCUUAUAAAUUAAUAAUAACUCUUUGGUAAGAGAACAUAAUUCUCAAUUAUUCUAAGUAGCUAGUAGGUCACAAAAGAAACUUCAAGAAUGCUUUAAAAUAAAUAUUUAAAUUUAAUUUUUACGGAACAAACAACUAAAACAUGUUAUAUUUGGAAAAAUAAAAAUUUUCGAAUGUACAAAUUUGUGUUAAUGUCGAUGCAAGUCUUGGAGAUUCUAAAAUAGUCACUAUAUCUUGUUCAAAGAGAGACCGUCAUCGAUAUUAAGGGGCUAUGGCAAGCAAUGGGCUUGAGGCUGGCUCGUCAUUGGAAAUCAUUGACUUCAUCUAAUUCUACAUUGUCCACAGAUUCACUUUCCAUGGUCCAGUCAUAUUCUUCAGUUUCUUUAUCACGUUUAUUCUCUUCAGAAAUACUUGUGAAAUUCUCCCUUGCAACAGAUUUUCCGGGUUCAAUUCUUAUCAUCCUCAUUCUCUUAGGAUGCUUGCUUAUGAAGGAGCUCUAUUUUUCUUAAGGAUAUCCAAUGUCUCGCUAAUAUCAGUCUUGGUUCUAUCAAAUCUUUUAUCAGACAUUCUCUGUUACAUGGGUGUAUUCUCGUUACUCUGAAACCAUUUUGGUUGAUUUUUUCGUCUUUUAAUUUUAUUUUUUCAAUGAGCUUUUUCAAUAAAUGAGGAAAAGUGCUUUUGUUUACUGUACUGUCUCGUGGAUUUUUGGUUUUGUAGGUUGUUAUUAUACGGCGUCAAACUAUCUUCAAGGGCUUAAAGAAGCUUACAUCCAAAGGUGUGUGUUGAAUUUGAGGAUAGAAAGAUAAAUGUAAUAUUGUUUCUUUGACACUCUCUAAUGAUUUUUAUGUUUACAUGACUUGAUAGAUUAUCUCUGAUUGGAAUUUUCGGUCCAUCAUUUUUUGGCCCACGGUUAACCAUUUGUGUAAACCAGUCCUCAAAUGCCUACUGGUCAAACAAUCCACAUUUGGUUCUAUUAUAACGAGUUCCAGGUGAUCCCCCGUUACACCUGGAAUCAAAUAAUCUCUCCGCCUUUAGAAAACAUAUAGGACAAAUAAAGUUCCAUUUGUAGCGGCAGCAAGCAUGAUGGAUAUCGGUCUUUGUUGAGUUCAGGGUAUUUAAUCCCAUUUCUGAAAAUACAUUUUGACAAUCCAGGAUCGUCUAUCAGAUUAAUCUCGUCGUAGUUAACGAUGGAACCAGGUGGAAUUUCUGCUACGUUUCUUUCUAAAUUAUAAUAAGUAAUUGUUCAUUUCCUCAUCUGUUUUCUCGGCCCUUUUUGUUUAAUAUUUUGGCACUGUCUGUUGGAUAAUCUCCGGGGCGAUUAGCUGAGGUGCUCCAACAGGGCCUUCAUGUUUUCUUUUAACUUUAUCUACUAGGUUCCUUCUAGGAGAAUUGAAGGUUUUGGAUGCUUCUGAAUAUCCUAUUUGAUUACUUUAAAUCGAUAGAACAGCUCUACGCAACUGUUCUUCGGUAUAAUCUCUAUAACGCCAUGCACCCACUUGUCUUCUAUACAUUUGAACCAUUUUCCUAAAAAAAACACAAUAUGGGGCAACUUUGCCAACCGCAAAAAUUAUUGGAAAUUUAGCAUCUGGAAAACUGUUAAUAACAAAAUUGGACUCACAUAUACACAGAAAUAGGUGAUGUUAAAAUCCGAAUUCAAGAUUCAUUAGUUUUUAUUACACAACCCUUAGAAUAGCAACGUGAUUUUACGAAGGCAAAAUAAAAUUUUUACUCACGUGAAUUGUUAUAUAUGAGACCUACUUCGCCGAGCUCCGGACUCGUACCGCUAAGACCUGUGUAUCCCGUAGUAUUUUGCCACCAACUGCAUUAGAGCAGUUUUUUUAGCAAUGUUGCCCUGGCUGACAAAGUGUCCCCACUUUACGGUAUGUCAGUUAUUUGGAAACGACCUGAAUCUGUCAGGUAUAAGCAGAACCUUGUCAUCGCUUGAUUUUUGUUUUGGCCUGAACAGACGAAGCUCAGUACUUGGUAUUGAUUUUAGGUAUUCAUUAAGAAAAGAGCAAACCUCAUUAGGGCUUUUUCGUGCUACACCCUCGUGGUACAAGAAUAAUAUUGUGUCGCCUACAAAUACUAUACAAGGAUGUUUAGUAACAUUCACUACAAUAUUUUGGAGGUUAAAAUAACAAUAGACAAAAAUGAACAGUAAUAGAUGAUAACAGGCGAAAGUCCAGAAAUCAUACAACAGAAUCCAUAGAGGAAGUGGACUUACGCCUUAAAAAAACUCUUAUGGAAUGGCGCUCUUUUAAAAUAAACCAAAAAAUUAAAAUACUGAUUUGACUCAUCUCCACUUGUGAUAAAAUCGCUCUUUUAACAAAAAUCGAUCUGAUGUUUAGACUACAAGUUUAGGCCAAAACCUGAAAAUUGAAAAAAUUGGACUUAUGCCCGUUUAAAAAAAACCGAUUCAUUUUUCAUUGUUUAGAAAUUAUUUUUAUUAUGUUAAUUUAAUUUACAUAUUCUUUCGUUUAUUGGAACAUGCGAUAUGAUACUAGAUUUUUUUAUAUAUAAAAUGUGCAUAAAUUAAACUUAUGGAAUAAAA